GACGAUUCGGUUUUUACCAUAGCGAGAGACGUCUUUUAUAUAGAACUCAAUAUCCCAUCGUCCCUUGCGUGACACUGUUGCUUUUCUUCCCGUGGUGCAUUGUUUUUUCUAAAGCUGAAGCAGCUGUGCUGAUAUCCUUGGCGGUACUGGAUAGGGAUCUGCUGGUGAUAUGGUGAUUAUGAAACCCGACAUUAACUAAGAUUAUGGAUGAAUUUUGCAGCUCACAUGUGAGCACGUCUGCAAAUAUCACGCAGCACAUAAAUAUUCCGGAUGUGCCUUCUUCAGAAAAUAAAUGCGCUGUUUCUCCUGACGCUAAAUCUGCAACAAGCCCUAGUGCUUUAAAAAAGCAAAAUGUCAGCCCAAGCACUGUAUUAAAAGAACCUCAUUCAAGCCCACGCGACAGGAGGAGAUCUUUACGGCGCUCAAGUGCAAAGAAACGUCGCAGAUCUCUGCCUCCUCUUUAUUACAACACAACUGGUCUUAGUGAUGCCAUCAGCUUAGAACUUCCUGAGUGUGACCGGCUGUCUGAGCUUAUUCAGUCCUGUUUUCAGUUCUCUGUGAAAAAACUUGAAGAUUCCUUAAAAUACACUGAUGGUUUUGACCAAGAUUCAUUUAGUGCAAAAGUUGUGACGAUUACACAGAAAGUAAAACGCUUCACAGAAAAAUUGUCUCGUGAUGGAACUUUAAAGAAGUGUACUGAAAAAUCCACUUGUGUUGAGCCAAAUCCAGAAACUGAGGCUUUAGAGACACAGAUGAAAGAACACAUUUCAAAAUUUUCCACAGAGUGUGAAAACUGGGAUCAGCUUUUAGAGGAUUACAAGGCAAAAGCUGAAGAGAUAUCCAGGCAGCUUGAGGAAUCCAAAACCACGCAAGUUCCAACUACCAGUGAAUGUUAUAUACAGACUUCUCAGGAUAAGGUUAUUCACAGCAAGCCUGAUUAUAGACGAAUAUUAAACCAGCAGGGGGAAGUAUUUGACUGUAUGGAAAUUGUGUUGGAUGAACUCCAGGAAUCGAUCCAGUUGCUGAAUUCCUUUUUAGGAGAUAGCUCUCAGCACUUGCAGAAAAUGUCAGCACAACUUAAUUCCAGAUCUUUCAAGCACCUGGAAGAUUCUCCUUUUCGGAAAUUUCUCAGAAUGCCACAAAAAUAAAAUCUUACGAGUUGAUAUUUGUCCGACUUAGUGUAGCAGCUUACCGAUCCCCCGCCCCUAAACUUUAUUUGUAUGUAAUGUAAAUAUUAUUGUGUACGUUAAUAAUUUUAACUGCUUUUGUGUAUUUUAAACUUAUGAAUAAACUUGGUAUAAUAAUCA
Molecule: messenger RNA, 1307 nt
Organism: Bombina bombina (fire-bellied toad)
Lineage: Eukaryota; Metazoa; Chordata; Amphibia; Anura; Bombinatoridae
Gene: DSN1
Product: DSN1 component of MIS12 kinetochore complex
Exons: 10
Coding region: 204-1148 (314 amino acids)
Biological process (GO): cell division; mitotic sister chromatid segregation
Cellular component (GO): MIS12/MIND type complex
Source: RefSeq, a predicted model, not a curated record